AUGGCGUCGCUAAAAGAAGUUGAGGCAGCGGUGUCGCCUGCCAGCUCAACUAUUGCAUCAGAAGGGAAUGAGAACUAUCAGUUUUAUAAACAACAUCGAGAUAUCGAAUACACAACGCAGGAAGCAAAAAACGUUCUCCGCAAGAUUGAUAUACGCCUCAUUCCGUUGCUAUUCUUAAUCUACAUGCUGCAGUACCUGGAUAAAAACAGUAUCAAUUUUGCGUCUGUGUACGGCCUAAAGCAGGGAAUGCACCUAAAGGGACAAGAAUAUUCAUGGCUUAGCUCCAUUUUCUACUUCGGAUAUCUCAUUGCACAAUGGCCUGCGGGGUUAGCCAUGCAGAAGCUACCCGUCGGCAAAUUUCUUGCCAUCACCACAUUGAUCUGGGGCGGAUUGCUCAUGACAACACCAGCAUGCUACAACUUUGCUGGGAUUGCAAUUAAUCGUUUCCUUUUGGGAAUGGUCGAAGCAGUUGUAACUCCUGGAUUUGUUCUCAUGACCGGCAUGUGGUACAAAUCUGAAGAACAACCACUGCGACUGGAGGCAUGGUACUGCACUAAUGGUAUCGCAACAAUGUUUGGAGGUCUUAUUGGCUAUGCGGUUGGCCAUAUCACUACUGGACUUCCACGGUGGAUGUACGUCUUCCUCAUUUUUGGAGCCUUCUCCGUCGCAGUGGGAGCCAUUGCCCUUAUCUUUCUCCCCGAUCUUCCUUCAACCGCGAAAUUUCUUACCGAGCGCGAGCGAGCCAUUGCUGUUGAUCGCGUCGCUAUCAACCGGCAAGGUGUCAAAAGUAGUCAAUUCAAAUGGUACCAGGUCCGACAAGCAGCCGAAGACCCGAAGACCUGGCUCUUGUUCAUCAUGGCAAUUGGUGCACAAGUCCCGAACUCAGCAUUAACUAGCUUUACUUCCAUUAUCGUCGGCACUUUCGGAUUUGAUACGCUUGGAACUCAAUAUCUGCAAAUCCCCGGUGGUGCUGUUCAGUUCAUCACUCUCCUGCUCGGGGGUUAUAUUGCGACCAAGUUUGAUGUCUGUAUCGUUGGAUCAGGUCUUCUUGUCGGACUACCAAACACCAACAAAUGGGGCCGCCUUGUUGCACUUUGGCUAUGCUAUUUUCAAGGCUUGGGAUUCAGCAUGAGUUUGACUAUCGUUAGCUCUAACAUUGCUGGAUACACUAAGAAGCAAGUCACUGGUGCUCUGUUGUUCACUGGAUACUGCGUGGGGAAUAUAAUUGGACCGCAGACUUUCAAGUCUAGCGAGGCCCCUGGAUAUCACAGUGCUUACAUUGCGAUGCUCGCUGGUUAUGCAGUAAAACUGGUCUGCAUUGUCGCUUUGUACAUUUACAUGUACACUGAGAACAAGCGUCGAGACCGCGAAGCAAUCGAUGGCCAGGAGGUUGAGGCGGAAGGUGUUGAAAAUGGCAUGCUGGACAAAACAGAGAUCGAUAACAAAGGGUUUAGAUACGUUUUGUAA
Molecule: messenger RNA, 1467 nt
Organism: Penicillium griseofulvum
Lineage: Eukaryota; Fungi; Ascomycota; Eurotiomycetes; Eurotiales; Aspergillaceae
Product: putative MFS transporter
Exons: 9
Coding region: 1-1467 (488 amino acids)
Biological process (GO): dipeptide transport; allantoate transport; transmembrane transport
Cellular component (GO): plasma membrane
Molecular function (GO): dipeptide transmembrane transporter activity; allantoate transmembrane transporter activity
Source: RefSeq, a predicted model, not a curated record